Molecule: messenger RNA, 1201 nt
Organism: Fragaria vesca subsp. vesca
Lineage: Eukaryota; Viridiplantae; Streptophyta; Magnoliopsida; Rosales; Rosaceae
Product: pentatricopeptide repeat-containing protein At5g66520-like
Exons: 1
Coding region: 32-1201 (389 amino acids)
Biological process (GO): RNA modification
Molecular function (GO): protein binding; RNA binding
Source: RefSeq, a predicted model, not a curated record
CCCACAUGAAACUCUGCAUAUCUUCUCUCAAAUGCACCGGCAGUCUGUACCUUUCGACUGCUUCUCCAUUCUCUUUACUCUAAAAUCAUGUACCCAAUUGCAUAACCACCCAACCAUUCAACACCUCCAUUCCCAUAUUGUUAAACUCGGGUUUGAUUCUUACGGUUACGUGGCCAAUUCACUUCUCCAUGCUUACGUCGUCGCUUCGUUUGUUGAUGCAUGUCAACUGUUUGACGAAAUGCCUGAGAAGAGCACAGUCACCUGGAACACGAUGAUUUCCGGGUAUUCGAGGAAGGGGAAUGUAGAGAGAGCAAGGCUGGUGUUUGAGGAGAUGCCACUGAGAGAUGUUUCAUCAUGGAAUGCAAUGAUCGCAGCUUAUGUGAACAAUCGCAAACAUGAGCUUGGGUUGUCGCUGUUUCGGGAUAUGGUGAUGGGUGAAGAAGGUGUGAGACUUGGCCAAGUGACUGCAGUAGUGGUUUUAUCUGGCUGUGCUCACUUGGGUUCUGUUGGGUUGUUGGUGGGGAAGUCAGUUCAUGGGUUUGUGGUUAAGAACCGGUGGGAGAUGAAUGCAGAGCUCGGUACUGUUUUGAUUGACAUGUAUGCGAAAUGUGGGUUCAUGAAGGGAGCAGAGCAGGUUUUUGAGUUGAUGCAAGAGAAGAAUGUGAUGGCUUGGACUGCAUUGAUUUGUGGAUCGGCGCAACAUGGCUAUAGCAAAGAAGCAUUGUCUUUGUUUGAGAUGAUGCAAAAUGCUGGUGUUAGGCCUAAUGAACUGACUCUCACAGGAGUUCUUAGUGCUUGUGUGAACUCAGGGCUAGUUGAGGAGGGUGGGAAAUAUUUCAAUCUGAUUGAAAAGAGUGGCUUGGAGGUUAGGAUUCAGCAUUGUGGAUGCAUGGUUGAUUUGUAUGGUAAGGCCGGGAUGUUAGGGGAAGCGUAUGAUUUCAUCAAAAACAUGAGACUUGAACCCGAUAUUACUGUGUGGGGAGCAUUUUUAUCGGCUUGUAAGGAGCAUAAGCAGUUUGAGAUAGCCGAAAGAGUAGUUGAGGAGGUCAUGAAGAUGGUGAAACCAGAGAAUGAUGGUGGGAUUUACUCACUUAUCGCCCAUUUGUAUGUUUUGGGUGGGAAGUGGGAUGAUGCUGAAAGAGUAAGGAGUUUCAUGGUGAAUCACAAGGUGAGGAAGGUUAGGGGCUCUAGUUUUGUAUAA